AUGGACAGUCUACGUCAGCAACCCGACCCUCCCGGGAAUGCCGGUCUGGAUGUCGAAGCAUCGCCGCCGCCCGCUUUCAGCAGUCGUUCUUCCCUGCCUCCCUCUCCUUCUUCCAGUCGCCCGACGACGCCGCUGCUGGUUGCCGACUACUUUUCUUCUCAACCGGGUCCUUCCCAGCAGCCACAAACGCAAACAGAAGCACAAGCGUCUUCCAUACCCACCAUCACAACCACAUCGCAUACAACACCACCAGCAUCGUCCGCAGCAUCUUCCUCCUUCACUCCAGCUAUAUUUCCGUCAGUGGUGACCUCAGAGCAUCCCGAUAUCGGAUCUGCCGUCAACCUCGCUGGACCUUCUUCAUCAGCAGCCGAACAGCCACGUCGGACUCGACCCGUUUCCACCGCCUCAUUCUCAAGGCAAAGCCGGUCCUCUUCACCCGCCCCAGCACCGCCUCUGCGAACCAUCUCCCAAGGCCCUUACUCAGCUACCACCGUCAAUGCUAUCGGAAGCGCCGUUUCCACGCUGACAUCAACCGAGCGAAGUCAGGUGACCGACAGCCUGAAGGCACACAGGCGUUCUAGCUCACUGGCUACGCUCAAGACAUUCGCAUCAGCCACGAACAAUUCAUUGCCGGUCUCUCGAGAUCCCGCCGCAGCAACGUCGUCCCAACAGAUGCCAGCUCCGACCGCGCCGCCACAUCGCCGCGCGCAGACCUAUCGGUUCUCGCGAACUCAGUCGGCCGCGCCGCCGCAGCAAGGUCGCUCGGCAGAGGCGAGCUCAUCGGCAGAUCUUGGCCUGCCUCCUACGCCUCGGAAAUCCUCGGACGCGCCAUAUCGUGGCUCGUCCGAAGAGUACGAGAAGGAGCAGCAACGGCUGAAGGCGGCUGCUGCUGCCAAAUUGGCUGAGGAGGCGGCGUGGGAAAAGACGCGCGGUGCCGGCAGUGCCGUGCUGGACUUGCUCAAGCUGCCCGAACUUGGCGACGAGGAUGAACAAGACUCACGCUCUGGCAGCUCAGGCGAGCAACUGCGUCCGAGCAGCAGAUCCAUCACACCCGGCUCAGGAUCCAAUUCAGGGACUAGCGGCAUCAGUGCUUCAGGGAGUGCCAACGGCACCAGCCACGGCAAGGGCAGUAGCAACGACAGCAGCUCCAACUCGUCACAAACCGACCUCAGCCAGUCCUCCAAGUCCAAGCGCAAGGUGGGCAAACUUUCCAAGACGUGGGAGGCGGCUCGCGUGCUGCCUUCUCUCGACGAUGUGCAGGCUCGCCACCACGACGUGCUCACGAUCUCGUCCGCCGACAAACUGCUCAGCAGAGGCAUCUCGGAAUAUACCCUUCUCCCCAAGAUUCUCGGUCGCGGCAAGUUUUCGAGCGUCUUUCUUGCCUCCAAGCCGCAUGGUCCCACAGGCGAAUCGCAGCUGUUUGCGAUCAAACAUACCCCGCUCUUUCCGCAUCAUCCUCUGAUCGCAACUCGCUUGCUUCGAGAACCUACUCUGUUGGCGGAGCUGCCACCACAUCCCAACCUCGUCAACGUUUACGAAACGAUCCGCACGCCUGGUCACUUCUACCUCGUCGAAGAGUACCUGAAUGGCUACGUCACUCUCGAAGCACUUUUACCCAUGCGCUCCGAGCAGUCACCGCCUCAUCUUCCCAUUCUGCCGACUGGCGUAGCCAACUGCGUACUCGACCAGCUUCUUUCAGCCGUGCAUGCCAUCCAUCAUCCGCUGCAGAUCUGCCAUCGCGACAUCAAACCCGAGAACAUCCUCGUUCAUCCCGAUACCCUCCAGCUCAAGCUUCUUGAUUUUGGUUUGGCCACUCACUUCAGCCGCAGCGAAGCCAAACUGUCGACCUGCUGUGGCAGUCCCGCCUUCCAUUGCCCCGAGAUUGUCACUGCACUCCGAAACCCAGUCGGCACCGUUCACUACUGGGGCCCCGAGGUGGAUGCUUGGACCUGCGGUAUUACCAUGCUUCGACUUUUGACAGGCAUUCGCUACCCCAUCGGUGCCUCGCAUACAAGCGUCCGGUCGAUGAGCAUUCGAGCUCAGAGAGCGGUGGCCACCAUCCACGACCCGGAGCUUCGCGACCGCAUUGGCAAGCUUCUCGAAGUCAAUGGCGAGCGCAGGAUGCGCAAUUUUGAGGACAUGGUCCAGGCGCUAGAAUCAUCGACAGAACAGCCUCAGCCACGCGGCGUCAAGGAUUUCAAGAGCACGACCUUCAUUCCUGUCGAACCGCAGCACAAGAUGAAUCUGCCUCUGGUCAUCGGUCCUGCGGCUGAAGCUGCACUCACCUCUCCGCUGCUGCCGAGCGGCGCCACGCCCAACGCCUCAAAGAUGUCAACGCCCAUGAACUCGAGACCGGCUUCUCCCAACUUCGCAAAUGCGGACGUGACGGAAGCUCACCUCUCGCCGGCGCCUACGCUCUUGCUGAGCAAUCCAAGCCACCAGCCUGCUCAGAGGGUUUUGUCCUACAUCAAGUACUGCCUGCGCUGCGCAGGCAUCUUGUAUCACUGUUGGCCCGACACAGGCUCAAGUACGAGUCUGCCGAGCACACCAGGUCCCUUCGAGGCGGCUUUCCAGGACUAUAACAACGCAGUGACCAAUGGCAGCUCCACUUCGAGCGAGACUACGCCGUUAUCUGCGCACCCUGACAAUCAAGCACCAGCCUCGGUUUCGCCCAGCACACCUUUCCCCAUCCAAGCCGCCCGUUCGGAACGCGAUCCAUACUCGCACAUUCACGUGUUUGAGUGCGUACUCGAGAUCGUCAAUCCUCCCCAGCAUGCCGACGACCAGGAGCCGCAGAGUUUGAUGCAGUCCAUCUUCAGCGCUCUCAGCUUCGGAAGUCGUCCCGCCAACCGACGAAGCCUGUCGACACCGCCGAAGACCGAGAACGCACGCGCAGCCGGCUUGCCGAGGCCACCAGGUACGCCCGCUGAUGCACCCGUCUCCGGCAGUGGAAGCGCUUCGGGCAAGCCUGGCGACGUCAAGUGCCUCACCUUCUAUCUCGUGCUCCGCUUCCCUCGACGACCCGCAGGCCAAGUCAGCUUUGUAGCCUCGCGACCAAGUUAUAGCCGGUCGUCGAGCGUAGCCAGCUUCUCGCAUCGUACGCGUUCACGCGCCUCUUCAGCUGUAGGCGCAGACAGAGAUGCCGGAGGCCUUUCCACGGACACCAUUGUCGAAAGUCGCACGCGCCCCAACAAGCUGCAAAGCAGCCAGAGCUAUGCCGAUCUCGCCACAGGCAUCCACCCGCUUCGCAAGGCCAUGAUCGACUCGAACCACACCACGCCUCGUGCGAGUCGCACAUCAAGCCCGGCCGUAUCGCACGGUGACCUCCGCAAACGCGAGCGAAGUCGUACAGUGCACCACGAGCAGGACCAACAUCGGCGUAAAGCCCACGAUAUCGACCAGGACAAGCUUGGACUCACGAUCGAAACGUCGCCGGAGCUCUUGCGUAUCGCCGAGAAGCAGGCGUCGGCCGGCAACAGCCCGGGCCUGUCCCCUCGUUCCGCUCCUAACUCACGAUCUACGAGUCGUGCUCGUUCACGCAAAUCGAGCCGUACUCGAGCUGCAAGCGCUUCGCACCGGGCUGGUGGCUCGAACAAGAUCUUUGUCCACGUCACGGACACUCGUGCGCUCGAUGCUGUACGCAGGGCGCUCAGCAUUGGCGGAACAACGACCGACUACAAUCCAGACGUUGAGCUCGAGAACGACGACCUGGGUGCGACCUGGUCAAGCCCGGACCUGCGCACACGCGAUGCAGCAUUCGCCGAAGAAUUCGACCAAGCCAUUCGCGGCGGACUCGUCGAUCACAAGCAUCGUCGUCCGACAUCGAGUCGACGCCGAACGCAGUCGCAACGCCUCGCUUCGGGUCUCGCUGCCGCUGUGGCCGAGAAUGCCAGUGUUGGUGCAGGGGACGAGCCAGGGCAAAAUUCACGACCGACGUGGGCAGAUGUGCCCAGCGGCGCGAUGAAGCCUAGAAGCACCAUCUCACACGGCAGCGACGACCAAGAGCAGUACACGCGCGGCCGAUCUCUCGGUCCUGCCAGCAACCUCAACGCAGCACCUACGGGCAUUCCCUUUGCCGCAGCCGGACCUCGUCUCCGAGCCUCAUCGAACCUCGCCUUCGCCGUAGUGCAAGAGGAAUCUUCGCCUUCCAACACGGAGCGCUCGGCGUCGCUAUCCAAGACGAUGCUCGAUCUGCGCGACAAGCCGGAUCCUGAGGGCAAUGCGGCUUCCAGUGUCAAGGAUGUUGCGAGUACCACCAGCUCGGGUGAUUUCGACCUGGUGAAGCAAGUGUCGGCGCUGGAUGCUUUGACAGGCGGACUGCUGACGGGCAACCCGCUGCCCAGUCACGACGAGCUGCUCAGCGCAGUGUCGGGUGUGGCAGAUUUUCUGCUCCAUCUUCAAACGCAGGAUGUAGCGCGAUUUGCACAGGAGCUCGACUCCGCCUCGUUCGACCUGUUCAAGGCGCUUUCGCCGGUGACGGGGCUGGUCGAUCGUUCGUCCGGUGCACCUGUCCAGGUCAGCACGCUUGCGCGUCAGGUAUUGGACCUGCUCGGCGAAACCGCAUCGUCGCGCGAGGUCUACAUGGCCAUCGACAUGCGGUGUGGCGAGAUGCUCGUCGCCGAGCCUCGAUGCGUUGACCCGACCGACGGCGAGCAGCUGUGGGGCUCUGCGGCGGAAGCCAUCUACAUGAUGCGCCUGCUCAACACGGUGCUUCCACGCAUCCGCACGAAAAAGCCACAGGGCUUCUCGCAGGUGUUUGCGCGUCUGCCGCAGUGUCUAAUGCUCGGCUUCGCUUCAAUAGCCGCACAUGCCAAGGGCGCGAGCGAGGUGCUUGUGGAGGAAGCGGUCAAGACGUGCUGCUCGACGGCGCUGAUCUGCGUCGACUGGGAGGCGCACUGUACGGGCAGCACGGAGCGCGAAUCGGUACGACGAACCUCGCGUGAGGCCCUAGGCAGGUUUCUACAAGGUAUCACCGUCUGCCUGCCCUACCUCGCAGGGUCCAACUCGUCUUUAUCCGAAGAGUUCUUCUUCACACAGAACCCGCGGUACGCGCUGUCGAAGCGCGAGCCAAGCGCGGUGAGGCGGAAUGAAUCGCUCUUCGCCGAGAUCUCCAAGACGCUCGCCUCACUCGAAGUGGAUCUGGGCACCAUCUGGUCGCAUGCGCUUGCGGGUAUGUCGCGCGAUCCGGAGGACGAGGAGACGCGCGAGACGCUCACCGCGCUCGGAGUGGCAGGCUUUGUGCUGCACGUGCACCUGCUCUAUUCGGGGUACGCGCGCGAUCGACCGAGCGACUGGAAGGGCGUGCGGGCGCAGACGCAGCUCGAGCUGGCACUUCCCGUGGCGCUGCUCGCCGUGAGCGAGCAGACCAAGGCGGCGGCAUCGCCGGAUUUGGCAGAGGGAAAGGAGGAUGCGUUGGCGGAUACGUCGCUGCUGUGGAUGCAGUGGUGUUGGCAGGGCUUGCAGCAGGAAACAAGGAUGCUGCCGACCGAACUGGCCGUGAGUCUGGCACAGACCUUGGCGACGCAGAGCGUUAUCUCGCCCAGCCCAGGGGCGCGACUGGUGCGGUUCAAGCUGCUGAGCGAGCUGCUCGUGGACAGGUGCGAACCGAAAGCUGGGCUGACAGUGAUCGAGCAGCUGAUCACAGGAUCGCCAUUCGCACAGUUGCGAGCCGGGGCCGUGUCGAUCCUGCGCACCUGGCUGGCCAAGUGGCUGUCGAACUCGGCGAGCGGAGAGGCUGUUUCGGUCCAGAUGCUCGUCGAUCUGCUGAAAGAUGUGCUCAAGCCACCAGCGUCGGAUGCAGCGGCGGAGCUAGCAGAGGAGAGCGGGCGAUGGACCGAACUGCUUUCGCUGGUGUACUGGCUCGAGACGCAGCAUCAAUCGUCAACCAGGGUGGGCGAGGUGUACGCCGAACUGCGGGAGUGCGUGGCUCAUUUUGUCGCUUCGCUCGGGACCCGUUUGGGUCAGCUCGAGGCGGAGAGCGAGGAGGAAGGGCGGAAGUUGGAGCUGCUGCGAGUUGCCCUGCAGAGCGUCAAGGAUGCAUCUCUGGCUUCGAAAGAUAGUUGA
Messenger RNA from Kalmanozyma brasiliensis GHG001, 6063 nucleotides. Its product is annotated as YAP-binding/Alf4/Glomulin. Gene Ontology annotation, cellular component: cytoplasm. The record is from RefSeq and is a predicted model, not a curated record. Gene Ontology annotation, molecular function: ATP binding; protein serine/threonine kinase activity. Gene Ontology annotation, biological process: peptidyl-serine phosphorylation; autophagy. NCBI's taxonomy places the organism in Eukaryota, Fungi, Basidiomycota, Ustilaginomycetes, Ustilaginales. The coding region runs from base 1 to 6063 and encodes 2020 amino acids. The transcript has a single exon.